Messenger RNA from Peronospora matthiolae, 399 nucleotides. The record is from the annotation of a GenBank genome assembly. Lineage: Eukaryota; Oomycota; Peronosporomycetes; Peronosporales; Peronosporaceae.
AUGUGGUUGUGGAUGAGUUCUCGGGACGGACAAGCGUCCAGUGGCGGCGCAGCACCACCUUCUUCAGCCUCAGAGGUCCCCGAAGCGGGCACUUUUGUCUCUAACUUGCUGCUUCUACUGCUGCUGCUGCUGCUGUUACUUUCGCUCGUUCUGGAGCUUGAGCUGUGUGCGUUGUGCUGCGCUUGGAACUCGCGCUCGCUGUACUUGAAGCGCGCGCUCACGUCUCGCAUCAUCCAGCGGCCACACGCUGCGUCUGCGGCUCCUCCAGCUGCUGCUGCUGCGUCUGCUGCUGCUCGAAGUGGUGCUGUGGACGCGCAGGAGCGACGGGAGCGGGCGUCACUCGGCGAGUGUGUCUGUGUCUGUGCCGGAAGAGGGGAAGGGCAAGCGAUACAAAAGUGA